Oncorhynchus nerka (sockeye salmon) is the source of this 6314-nucleotide messenger RNA. Its product is annotated as gap junction alpha-5 protein-like. NCBI's taxonomy places the organism in Eukaryota, Metazoa, Chordata, Actinopteri, Salmoniformes, Salmonidae. The coding region runs from base 3550 to 4764 and encodes 404 amino acids. Gene Ontology annotation, biological process: heart development; cell-cell signaling; atrial cardiac muscle cell to AV node cell communication by electrical coupling. Gene Ontology annotation, cellular component: connexin complex. The transcript is spliced from 2 exons. The record is from RefSeq and is a predicted model, not a curated record. Gene Ontology annotation, molecular function: gap junction channel activity involved in atrial cardiac muscle cell-AV node cell electrical coupling.
GUGUGUGUGUGUGUGUGUGUGUGUGUGUCAGUCCGUCAGUCAGUCAGGAAAAAGUACCCAAUUGUCAUACUUGAGUAAAAGUAAAGAUACCUUAAUAGAAAAUUACUCAAGUAAAAGUGAAAUUCACUCAGUAAAAUACUACUUGAGUAAAAGUCUAAAAGUAUUGAGUUUAAAUAUACUUAAGUAUCAAAAGUAAAUGUAAUUGCUCAAAUAUACUUAAUUAUCAAAAGUAAAAGUACAAAAUAUUUUUAUUCCUUAUAUUAAGCAAACCAGACAGCACCAUUUUCUUGUUUUUUAAAUAUACAUAUAGCCAGGGUAACACUCAAACACUUAUACAUCAUUUACAAAUGAAGUAUUUGUGUUUAGUGAGUCCGCUAGAUCAGAGGAAAAAGGGAUGACUGGGGAUGUUCUCUUGAUACGUGUGUGAAUUGGACCCUUGUCCUGUCCUGCUAAGCAUUCAAAAUGUAACAAGUGCUUUUGAGUGUGAAGUACACAAAAUACAUGAUUUCCUUUAGGAAUGUAGUGAAGUAAAAGUUGUCAUAAAAUAUAAAUAGUAAAGUACAGAUAACCCAAAAAUUUUUACUUAAUUAGUACUUUAACGUAUUUUUACUUAAGUACUUUACACCACUGGUGCGUGCAUGUACUGUAUGUGUGGAUGCAUGUGUCUGUGCAUGCCAUGGACAAUGCAUACAACUUUACAUGAGCAGUUUCUAAGCCAGCAUAGAUCUGCAGCAUCUGCUGUGACGUUGAACAAUUAAGCCUCGUUUUGUUAGCACUGAAAUAUUAUCCGACCUGCCAGAUGAAUUUGAGAUCCAAAGUUGACUCUUUCAGACCAAGGGAUUGCAGCCUAAACAUAUAAAAGCAGUUUAUGGUCAACUGCUCUGGCGUUGCCUCCAAAGACAAAAAAACCUCCUUGUCUUUUAGACUUCUCGUUUGUGCUGCUGGUGAUCAUGCUAGCAGCACCGAGCAGAUUCGGAUGAUAAACCAGAGAGCACAUGCAAGAUAAGUGACGUGAAAUCGAGCCCGAAAAUAAAACAAACAUGACAUAAAGGAAGGAAAAGAGCGGCAAGCCAAACAAUAUAGAGAGCAGGAGAAAGUCCAAAUAGGGAAGUCAUACUUUCUCAGAGCUUGGACUAUUGUUAUUAAUAAUGGGUGGAGGCUUAUCCUGAUGUAAUAUCUUAAUAUUACAUUGUCCUGUGACCUUGAGGCGAAAUGUGGCCAACAGUAUUCAAUGGGCUUUGAGUGACAUGAAAGGAUGGUGUUGGAGCUGAAAGGGAAGGACAUGAUGUCAACUCUGAGACAUCCACAGUUAGAUGGUGCUGACACCUUUACACACACACACGACAUAUACCUUUCUCAUUAACCUUUCGUAGGAGCAGUUGACUUUAGGCACUUAAAGAAGUCGCUUGAUAAAUAAUUAAGCUUCGAAUGACUAGUGGCAAUUAUUCAGUCAAAGCUAAUUCUCCAAAUUGUUUAAAGAUAUAGAGCUAUGCUCUGUGAAAUUGAAAAAUGGUGUAAUGGCUUUCCUCCUCUUCGUCUGAAGAGGAGAGGCGAGAAGGAUCGGAGGACCAAUAUGCGGCGUGGUAAGUGUCCAUAUCGUUUUUAAUAACAAAAACCCUGAACACUAUGAAAUACAAAAACAAUAAACGAAUACGUGGAAUGACAAAACCGAAACAGUACCGUGUGGUGAAAAACACAGACACGGAAACAAACACCCACAAACAAACAGUGAAACCCAGGCUACCUAAGUAUGAUUCUCAAUCAGAGACAACUAAUGACACCUGCCUCUGAUUGAGAACCAUACUAGGCCGAAACAUAAAAAUCCCAAAAUCAUAGAAAAACAAACAUAGACUGCCCACCCCAACUCACGCCCUGACCAUACUAAAUAACGACAAAACAAAGGAAAUAAAGGUCAGAACGUGACAAAUGGUCUCAAGUAGUCUCUUAAAAGUAAAUAAGUAAAAGGGACUGAACGAUUCAGGAGGAGUCCAUUACCCUCAUUGGCCAGACUUCUAAAAGUAAAGUUAAGUGUGGAAUUGCGUAUAGACUAUAAGGAUAGGCUAAAGAUGAUCCAAACGUCCAAACCCUUUAGUCUGUAGCUCCCAGGUGGCAAUAACUGGGAGUAAAUGGUGUGUGUGUGUACCACAACAUAACAUAACAAAGUCAUGGCUGCUUUACUCUGCAAUUACAGCACCUCUACGGAAGGCUAUCAUUCAGGUACCAAACUUUAGUAAACCCUGCUGGAGAGAGAGUUCACCUUUUUGACGUUUCAUCUUAUUUUCUACUUUCAAAUGUGAACUAUCCCUGAUGGGAAUAUUUUUCAUUUGUGACUAACUGGUCUGUAUGAAGAUUGAUUAUGUUAAUAAUAACUUUUUUUUAUGAGCAGUGUGGGAAGGCAAAGGCCCCAGUGGACUGUCUCCCCUAUUUCAAAUGAGUCAGGGAGCUAAGAGUCAAGUCUGCUAGGAAAACGUGAGUCCAAAUCAUCUAUCUUGCUGUGACUGACCUAGAGGGACCAGACUGAAUGUAUGCCAUGACCUCCAGGAAUGUGGAAAUAGUGUUUGGUGUGGAGUGUACAGUAAUCAAGCCACAUUGUGUAGAUCUAGAUGACAUGGGUGUGCGAAUGAUUUAAUUAAAAAUAUAUAAUAUAUAUAUAUUUAACUUUUAUUUAACUAGGCAAGUUAAGAACACAUUCUUAUUUACAAUGACUGCCUAGGAACAGAAAGGAGCAUAAGAGCGAGAACAAGAAUGAUAAGGGAGUCAAGGAGCUUUGGGACUAUCAUUAUUUGGUGAACACAGACACGAGACAAAACGUAGAAUAAAGGAUUUCCUUAUAUCACAGAACAGAAAGAACCACACUGUCCUCUCCUAUCUGGUGUCCCAGAGUGUUUUCAAGGUAUUUACCCCCUUCUCUCUCCGUUCAACAGCUGCCCUCAGUGUCACCAGCACAGAAACUUAAUUACCACAAGGGACAUUCCCAUUUAAGUCAAUGUUCUGUGUAGCCAUGAGUGUGAAAUUGCCGUGGACUGACGGGCUUUGUCCAUUCUAGUUUUCCUUAUUUAUAUGGACUUCAGACAAGCACCAAGCACUGUAAAGCAAGCAUCAUUGUUCUCCUUUCCGAGGUUAACAACAGCAGGACGGAAGGGCAGAGGGAGCACCUUCUUCCUCCCUAAAGUACCCCCAGCUGCCAAGACCCCAGUCAGGUACAUUGUCCUGGUGCUGAUCUAAGUAAGACGGGGCCUGCAAAGUGCCAACAAGCACUGAGGAAAACCAUAAUGAGCUGGUCUGGGGUAUUUAUUUUUAACACUGACAGCAGGACUGCUUAGCCUGCUGGGUGUGAGAAAAAACGAUGGAAGAGUUUUUUUCUCAAAGCGCAGAGAGACUGGUUUUCUUGAGUACGGGCGAUUUCCUUUUAAGUGCCGUGGCAGUAGGAAAUCAUAUUGUUUGACAUUGCUUCCUCGACUGCCUAGGGGGGAGACAGGAUGGCGACCAAGACCCCUCAGACAGAAAUGCAAAGGGAGGCCGUUCCAGAGGUGUGGUGUGUGACGGGUGAUGGCCGACUGGAGUCUCCUGGGCAACUUCUUGGAAGAGGUGCAGGAGCACUCGACGUCUGUGGGCAAGGUGUGGCUCACCAUCCUCUUCAUCUUCCGUAUUCUGGUCUUGGGCACGGCCGCCGAGUCGUCGUGGGGCGACGAGCAGGAGGACUUCACCUGCGACACGGAGCAGCCCGGUUGCGAGAACGUUUGUUACGACACGGCCUUCCCCAUCGCCCACAUCCGCUACUGGGUGCUGCAGAUUGUCUUCGUGUCCACGCCGUCGCUCAUCUACAUGGGCCACGCCAUGCACACGGUGCGCAUGGAGGAGAAACGCCGGCGCAAGGAGCAGGAGGACCAGGGGGGAGGUGACGGGGAGGAAGGAGGAGGGGAAGGCGGAGAGGAGAAGCAUUAUCUGGAGCACGGGGAAGAGAAGGGGGGAGAGUGCGGGAAGGAGGGCAGCGGCAUGGGGAGGGUGCGUCUGCGCGGGGCGCUGCUGCAGACUUACGUGUUGAGCAUCCUGAUCCGGACGCUAAUGGAGGUGGUCUUCAUCGUGGUGCAGUACAUCCUCUACGGGGUCUUCCUCAACGCUCUGUACGUGUGCCACAGCCGGCCCUGUCCCCACCCGGUUAACUGUUACGUCUCGCGGCCCACGGAGAAGAAUGUGUUCAUCGUGUUCAUGCUGGCCGUGUCGGGCGUGUCGCUGUUUCUCAGCGCCGUGGAGCUCUACCACCUGGCCUUUAAGCAGUGUCAGAGGUUUCUGAGGAGGAAACGACAACAGCAGCAACAGCAGCAGCAACAGCUGCUACAAGGACGCACGCCUUCAAGUGCUACGGUCAUCACCGCUGAACCUGACAGCCCACCCCGUCCAUCCAUGUCCUGCACCCCACCCCCAGACUUCAGCCAGUGUGUGAGCUCUUCCCCUCACACACACCCCAUGCACACCCAAUCCCACCCCCAUCCUAGCUGCCCCCCUUUCAACAACCGGCUGGCCCACCAGCAGAACUCAGUCAACAUGGCCACUGAGCGCCACCGUGUUGUCCACAAUGACCUUGAAACGGAAGACUUCCUGCACGUGACCUAUGAGGGGCACGCCGACACGCCCAACGCCUGCACCCCGCCCCCUUCGCUGCUCCAAAACGGCUUCCAAAAUGGUUUCCUGAAGGACAAGAGGCGUUUGAGCAAGACCAGCGGCUCCAGUAGCCGUGUGCGACCCGAUGACUUGGCUGUAUAGCUCCAAUUCCCAACACACACACUGUCCCUGGAUCGUUUCAAACACACACACCCAAGACUGGGAUGACUAUUACUCAUCUGUUGUCGGGGACUAAUUUGAACACUGCAUGGCACAUGGUGACGCCGAUAACUUCAGAACAAAGUCGACUCGAAAUACAAAGGUGCCAAUGUGUUUGCAAUUGAUACAAACAAGCGACAAAUGCAAAUAUGCUUCAAAUGAAAACCCGAGAUGACUGCAUUAAAAUAUAAACAGUAGGCCUAUUUCAAUAAUAUUGAAAUACAUUUCACGUUCAAUCAAUUGAGUUCUAUUUUGUUCAGGGGCACAACUUUGGUUUUAGAAGUGGGGGGGACAUAAAUAUAUAUAUAUAUGUUUAUCCAGUCAGAUAAACACUCCAAAAAUGCAACUUCAGAAUGUGGGGGGGACAUGUCCCCGUCCACAGUGAAAGUUGCACCCCUGAUUUUGCUAGUGUCAGUAUUUGUCUCAACAUAUUCCCUGAUGUGUGCGCAAUGAUGUGCCAAAUCGGUGAUUUGGUGCAUUUUCAUUGGGUAAGCAUUAUUCAUAAAAACUGCCUCAAUGGGAGCUGAUCCGUUGUCAGUAUUGUGAAAUAAUUAUAAUGUUAAGGAAAUAUUUGAAUGGAGAAAGCUGAUCCGAGACCAGCGCUCUUUUUCUUUAGAGCCUAUCAGUAUCAAUGCUCCAACGACGCACUUUGCGACCGUUCUCUCUGCAUGGUGUUUUGGCAGAUGCAUGUUACAUCUUCCUUCGGUCGUUGUAGGAAAGAUGCAUUGUUAAAACACUCAUAAGCCUAAAUUCCAUCGCUAUCAGAAAACCGGGCAGAGACCUUGACCGCGAAUCUUGCCAAACGAGUGCCCGUCUAUUGUCAAGGAAAGACCGUUUUAGUAAGCCAGAAAGGAAUUCUCUUCAUUUUUGGAAAGGCAUUCCCUUUCAGAAUUAGCAAACAGAAGGGCUGAUUUAUAUAUAUGUAAAAAUAGGAUCUAGCUUUUUUAUCUGGCAAAGUAUGUGGUCAGAAACUGAAAUAGUUUUGCACUGGUUUACAGAAUCUGUGUGCAGUCUUUUUUUUAAAUCUCAGAUUUGCGUUUUGAAAUGUUUAACUAAAUCUAAAUACGAAUUAACAAAAAAAUGUUGUCUAGCUAAUUUUCAACACAUCUUUGUUUAAUGUGAAUUAUAUUGUAUUGGGGUGGUGUCAUUGUAAUCACAUUUUUGUCAACUUUGCACUUUAGCAAAAGGCAAUGUGAAAAUCUGUAUCUUUAGUGUUACAAAUCUUUUCAUGUUAAUUUUGUGUGUAAAAGUAUAUAUUGUCUGCCGUUAAAAACACAUUUACCCCUGACACAUGAUAGGAAUUUGCAAGCUGUCUUAUCUACUCAUUUUUCAAGUAGAGCGAUUCUAUUUUGCACACUGAUGACAACGUUCACUGUACUAUCUGCACUAUAUUGUAUAUUGACUGUGUAUGGUAAAGACCACUGAUUCCCUUCGCAUUAAGACAAAAUGUCAAACGAGCACAAACUCAAUAUAUACAUCCCAUAUGUACCAUG